Messenger RNA from Pocillopora damicornis (cauliflower coral), 469 nucleotides. RefSeq names its product protein SLC31A2. Gene Ontology annotation, biological process: copper ion transmembrane transport. Gene Ontology annotation, molecular function: copper ion transmembrane transporter activity. The record is from RefSeq and is a predicted model, not a curated record. Gene Ontology annotation, cellular component: membrane. NCBI's taxonomy places the organism in Eukaryota, Metazoa, Cnidaria, Anthozoa, Scleractinia, Pocilloporidae.
AUGUAUUUCAGCACUGAACUUCGUCAAAUAUUCAUACUUUUUCAACAGUGGAGAGUUACUACAAUAAAAGGCGUUAGCGGCUCCAUAGUAGCAGUUCUAGCGCUGGCUGUGCUGUACGAAUGUGUCAAAGGAUUAAACGUGUAUCUACGAUCACGCAUUAAAAACCAGAGUGGAAGAGCGACUGUGAUGAAAAAUAGGAUUUAUUCUGAGGAUAUCAGGUCAGAAGCCUUCACUCGUAUUUUAAAGACGUGUCUUUUUAUGGCAGAGCUAUCUUUCGCUUAUUUCCUGAUGUUGAUCACUAUGACAUGCAACAUAUGGCUGUUCAUCGCAGUUGUGAUUGGUCGAGGGUCGGGUUUUUAUCUUGUUUCACCGCUGAUCAGCUCAUACGUUGGCAGCGAGGAGACUGAUGACUGCAUUGGCAUAUCGAUUAAUUUACUGUCCACAAGACAUCAGCAAUUGUAACACUUGC